Molecule: messenger RNA, 2806 nt
Organism: Paramuricea clavata
Lineage: Eukaryota; Metazoa; Cnidaria; Anthozoa; Malacalcyonacea; Plexauridae
Source: the annotation of a GenBank genome assembly
CCGGCCGAACUCGAAAUGUUUUGAAAUAUGCAAAGUCGAACCAACAUGAACUCGACAAUAGUGACCAGGUGUUGAAUUUCGAGUGAAAAUGUUCUCUUCAAGAAGAUGUACAGGCAGAUUGACACCUACAAGAAAGCUAGUUAAGAAAGGAAGUAGUCUGAGAGAUUUAAGACCUCUGACGGAACGGGUUAGUUGAAAAUUUCCACUGUGUUUUCGGUCGGAACACAAUCGAUAUCCGACAUGCUACAACCUUUAUUUGGUGUCAAUUUCCAAAGUUCGCUGCUUGAUACCAAGGCUUGAUACGAGCUAAAUUUGGCGCCGAUUUUGAUUGUAUUUGUAGAUUGUGUUAGAAAAAGUCCUUGGAGUCACUUUGAAAGGAAAUUCUGGCCUGGCAUGCAACCCUGUCACUGGAGAAAUUGCAUUUCCAGCCGGGUAAGUAUGGGAAGAAAUUGUAAGCCAUAAUACUUCUUGAACGAGACCCAGAAUUUUGCCAAAUCGGAAACUAGCAGUCUGCACUUUAUAUAUUGCUUUUAAAGAUGUUUGCCUGUUUUAUAAAAGACUAUUUUGUUAGGAAUAUUGUGUUUUUUUUGUUGCUAAAUAUACCUAAUGGUUUAAUUCUGUAUUUUUUCUCGGUUGAGUUGUUUUAAGUUUAACUAUUUUGAAGGCUGAACGAGGAACCAUGCGUUCUAUUAUAUUCCGUUUUCAGAUUUCAUUUGACCCUUUGCCCUUUCUAAUUUACCCCUCGCCGUUCAAAACAAGGCAUAUUCAUUAUAUAAAACAGUUCAAAAUCUAGCUUUCCUGUGUUAAAUCUAUAGGGUUUGUGUUCAUGUCAGUCUUGUACUGUUACAAUCAAGUGUGGUUUGUUUUGCUUGUCUACAUAAUUUAUUACUUGUGGUUUUUUCAGCAUUUGUAUAAAAGAGAACUUAAAAAUAUAUAUUCUGGAUUUCCACACAGCAUAAAGGCAAAAAGUAUAAUCUUUUGCUAUUUAUAUGAUUUCAUUAUAACUUUAUAUGUAUUUUGUACAAAACAUUUGUACAUAUAUUCAAAGCAUAUAAACUGUGUUGACUUAUUGUCUUUGUUUUAUUGUUUAUAAUAAUCAAUCCCCCUCAUUUAAAAACAGUUAGCAUUCUAGUUAAAGUUUGAGAUCAUUAUCAAAUUGUCAAAUGGGCUUUUCAUAGUGUUCUUAAAAUUUCUAUAUAGUCACUUGGGAGUUGUUAUGUAAACAUAUUAAAUUCCUAUUUCACUCUGUCAAAUGUGUUUAGGUAUAGUCAUUGUUUGUUUGGGAUAUUAAGUACAAGGGAUUUUUCUUGAAUGAUUGACUUUGAUAAUAAACAGCAGUCAAACUUGAAAUUUCUAGGUAGAUAAUGAGCUCAGCUAGGCUAACAUAUUAACAAUCAGAGUUCUGAUAAAGAAUUUGGAGCCAAUGCUUUUUGAAAGAGUAGGCGGCUUGCCAGUUAUGUGGUACCUAACCAAGCGAGGUUUGCAGACAUUUCUCCCAGACUAAAAAGUAUUAUUUUGCUCAGGAAAUAUUUCUUUCUUGCGAAAAAUGCACAGAAAUCUCAGACAUUUUCGUAGAAAAUCUAUGGCAGACCCAAGGAAUUGUCAAAUGGGAAGAUCAGAAAUCUGCUUGGCCCUUGGUUCACAGAAGCAUUUUGUGCAGAUUCUUCCAAUUUGCAAAAUUUUGAGCUGAUUUUCAUAAUUGCAAGAAUGUUUGCACAGGAAAUUAAUUUUUGUCCAAAGCCAAAACUUUACAGGCUGAUAUUGUCUCCCCAUGAAGAUUUUGAACUUUGGACAUUUCCAACCAUUUUUGGGCAGUAGUUUUGUAGAUUUUGUCAUCAAAUAUUUAGUGAAGAAUAUUGUUUAAAAUUUAUGUUAUUGAAGCAAUAAACCUUUCUCUUGAUAUUUCUUUGGGAUAAGAAGGAAAUAUUUUGGUUUAUAAUUUGGAGAAAUAAUUACUGGUGAUUGUCUACCCUAUAGAUGGCGAAAAUCUUCGGACACCGGCUUCUAUUGAAUGCCCUGAACAAAAGUGCCAUUGUUCAAGAUUGAGUGAUCAAAAUGACAAUAUUUAAGCCACACUAGUGUGUUCUUCUUUGGCAUUUUACUCCCUCUCAUGUCUGAUAAUUUUACUUGUCCAAGAAAAAAAGUGUUAUUAAUUUUUGAAUUACCUCAUUUUCAGGUGUGUGAUUGUUUUUAUCAGCUCGACUGGUCAUGGUCAAAGUCACAUAAUUAAUUCAUCUAAGUAUGUUUGAUAGCUGUAGCUACUCAGAUUCCUGGAUUGGAUUGCAUGCUGGAGCCAGCUUGAACAUUUUUUUAGUUCUUACAGGUCUGCGGCACACUUGCUGCAAGUUUUUCCAACUACACGUGUAGCACAACUUGUCAACAUGAUGUGUUCGCACUGCUUGUUCCCAGCUUGUUGACAAACACAUUGUGUUUUGACAGGUUGUGAGUUUUUAUGUGUGUAGCCAAUAUCAAGUUGCACUCGCAUUGCUUGACGAUAAGUUGUUGGAUUUGUAUAACAAGUUGUUAGAUAUUACUUCUUUUAAAAAUCAGACAAGUGAUAUGCAUAUGCUCUCUAACAUGGUCCUACUUUUAGCAAUUUGACAAAAUUAUAGCAGCAUAUUGGUAUCAUCACAUGCUUAAUUGUUACAACCCUGUCAGUAAGCACAUCAUUGACAUCAAGAUAUGACAAUUUUUUACAUGUGAAUAUUGUAGGUUUGGGUAACAAUAUCUCAAAUGUGUUAAUUUUAGGAAGACUAUUUCUUCUCUGGCAUUUUCACCAGAUGGAAAGUUUCUUGUCUCAGGGGAG